CAAACUUUCUUACAAAGUUUUGAACAACAAAGAAGAAGGGACGCAGAGAGUUACCUAGUAUAUAAAUUCUUAUUUCGUUAUUGUUCAGCAGGACUGUACUCAGCAGAAUAUAUUUUAAUUGAAUACUUAUUAACAAAGGUUUAUCUUACAAGAAUUUUUAUCCAUAAUAAAUAUGCGCUGGGAUCAGUACUCAAAUGUUCUUCAAUUGGCCGCAGCUUUAUCCCUAGCUGGAUGGGUUGCUCGCACACCAGAUAACGCUCAAGUCGAUCCCAAUGCAGUGAAUCCCUAUUACGAUAAUCCACAUGGUGCACGGUAUCAUCCUUACAGUCAAAUCCACUACGAAAAUGUACAUGGAAGCGUUGAUUCUCCCCCAUUAGUGCUUCAAAACCAAGGACAAUAUCAUAAUUACCCACGAACAGGUUCAAAUUUACACCAAUCAAAAGAUGCCGAAGAAAAUUUUAGGUCUUUCCUAGAAUUACAAGAGCUUGUUAGCUGGCAAGAAGCUUAUCGUAGAGGAGAUCUAAACUUUAAUAACCAACCACAACAUGUUAUGCCUAUUAUUAAUAAGAAUAGUGACCCACCUGCUACACGUGUGCAUGGUGCUUCGCCUUAUCCAACAAUUAGUGAUGAUGGGUAUGGGUCAGCAGCUGCUAGCAUUGGGUCCCCUGCUUCCAGCGUAUUGUCUCAUACUGCAACUAAUAACUUGGAUGAUUAUAAUUCUCUAUCACCAUUAAGUGAUCAUGUGUUUGAACUAAACGAAUUGGAUACCCUUGGUGUGCAAGGAGCUGUUGGGUUUUCGCCAUCUUCUGAUAAUCGAAAUUUUGAUAUUGAUGAGUUGCUCGAUUUUAAUGAUGCUAAUUUCACACCUGAAAGUGAUAAAUCUCAAUAUGGUGAAGCAAGACAACCCUUUGAAAAUUUGAAAGGCAUGGAUAAAGACCUUGAGUAUGUGAAUUCUCCACUAAAAAGUCCAACAUUUAACGAAUUCUUGGCAAGCCCAAUGCCUGAACAAACUCCAAGGAAUACUUUUCCUAAUCAUUCCUAUGAUGAUCCAUUUCUAAUGCGAUUUACAAAUUCAUCAGUACCUGGAUAUAAGCAUGUCACAGACUCGAUAAUGGAGUUCAACGAUUUUGAAAAUGCAUUAGCAAGUGAUGAAGAGAUUGACAAAGCAUUCGUAAGAUCAUUGUCAUCAAAGAAUAGCAAUUUUGGAGGAGCAUCUAUGCUACCACAUGCUACUGUAAAAGAAGAAUUUCCACUGAAGACUUUACGUCACCCCAAUGACCAUGAUUAUCAAAAGCAUUUUACUGAUGAAGUUCUCUUUAAAAAAUCACGGUAUCCCUUAAACAACUUUAUGAACUUCGAUGCACACAAGCACAGCCCUGCAGCAGGAAAUCACCAAACUUUUGCACCAAACAGUUACUCAUCCAGUAAUCUAAAGCAACAAAAAAACAAAUCUGCUCUGAUAUGGCCUGAUUUCCAUUACACCUCUGAUGAGUUAAUAUCAAUGCCAGUUGAGACAUUUAAUGAAGUCAUCAAAUCCCUGGAUACUGUGAGACAACAUGCAGCAAAAGAUGUUCGUCGGAAAGGAAAGAACAAACUGGCCGCAAGAAAUUGUCGUAAACGAAAGAUGGAUGUUAUCGACAACUUGGAUACUGGUGUUGGAAUGUUAGAAUCAAGGCGAUUGUCUCUGUUGGCAGAAAAACAAAAGUUAAUUGAGGAAACACAAGCAAUCAGAAAGAAAACUGAAUGGUUAAAUAGUUACAUCUUUGAACAUCUACGUGAUUCUAAUGGGGAAAACUAUUCACCUUCAGAGUAUUCCUUGCAAUACACUUCAGAUGGAAAUGUCUAUUUGGUACCUAGUGGACAGAUGGAAAUGAAGAAACCAACCAACAUUGAAGCUUAGAUAGAGACAUACAGGGAUAUAGGGAUAGAACACCAGGCCCUACGGCACCGGAGGGGGCUAAGGUGGCCAUAUUUUUGGCUGAUUAGUUAUCAUUUUAAGAACCUUUCUUUUGCGUGCAUUAACAAAGUGUUAUCUGCAAGCACCACUAUUAAUAAUGACUAUAUCUGAAUUUUAGCCCCCUCACUUUUAAUUUUGUGUCGUAGGGCUUGAACACUUGCAUAUUGAUAUAUAUGGUAGGAAUUUGAUCACAUACAAAAACGCGACAGUUUUUUUGUAUACAAAUCCUAUAGUUAAUUUUAUCUUUUUGUGAUACAGUAAGCAUUUCUUUUGCAUAACUUUAUUUAUUUUUCAGGUUUAGAUGUAGAUGUUUUAAAUCUGCAGUUUUUCCAAAUGCUAUUUUAACUUUUUGUAUCUAUCUUUUGCUGCAAUCAAUAUAAGUUGACGACAAGACCAGUUUUGCUGCUACGAACUGUAAAUACUGUAAAUAUUUUGUUAUUUAUAUCUUAAUGAAUUAAAAUUUUAUUAGGAGUUUAAUGCUUUAUGAAUAAGGCUGUUAUGGUGGUGGAUUCGUUUAAUGUAUAUACGUUUAUUCUGAACUUUUGUUUUGGCAGCUCGUACGUCACAGCGUCUGUAAAAGAAGACGUAUAACGUAAAUCAUGGAAUUUUCUAUAUCUUAGGAAUUGUAACUUUUAUAUAUAGUGCUCGUUGAUCAGUAAAUUUCAAACAAAAA
This is a messenger RNA of Hydractinia symbiolongicarpus, 2630 nucleotides long. Its product is annotated as nuclear factor erythroid 2-related factor 2-like. The transcript is spliced from 2 exons. The coding region runs from base 173 to 1900 and encodes 575 amino acids. NCBI's taxonomy places the organism in Eukaryota, Metazoa, Cnidaria, Hydrozoa, Anthoathecata, Hydractiniidae. The record is from RefSeq and is a predicted model, not a curated record. Gene Ontology annotation, molecular function: RNA polymerase II cis-regulatory region sequence-specific DNA binding; DNA-binding transcription factor activity, RNA polymerase II-specific. Gene Ontology annotation, cellular component: nucleus. Gene Ontology annotation, biological process: regulation of transcription by RNA polymerase II.